Molecule: messenger RNA, 10250 nt
Organism: Megalobrama amblycephala (Wuchang bream)
Lineage: Eukaryota; Metazoa; Chordata; Actinopteri; Cypriniformes; Xenocyprididae
Gene: sdk2a
Product: sidekick cell adhesion molecule 2a
Exons: 45
Coding region: 912-7586 (2224 amino acids)
Molecular function (GO): protein binding
Source: RefSeq, a predicted model, not a curated record
GGAGUUUGUAGCCUACUCUCGUGGCAAACAGAGAACUUGCACUGUGGAGUUAUAAGAAGAUAUAUAUACUGGCAUCCAAUGGGAUAAUUGUGGACCUCUUGAACUAUGCUCGCAACUCUAUAUUAAUUAAUAAAAUGUUCAUAAUUAGAGCUCGCUGCGUGUUUGCGUUAAAAACCCUUGAUGUUUUCUUAAACAUAGUCUCACCGCAGCAUGAAUAAUGGCCAAACUUUCCACAAUGGAUCAAUGGAUAGCCAGUAUUACGAACAUAGGCUGCUUCGUAAUAAGAAGAUGCAGUUCUCUCACCCGCCGCGUGGUGGCGACAUCCCGCAGUAAAGGAGUUCGGCGUCAGUCCUGAGUUGUCGGGCACUCACACAUUGUUACUCGCACUACUGAAAGGACACGGACACUGCAUUUUGGGGGAACACAUCCAAGAUACCGGACGGAAUAUUUCCUCAUCGAGACUUCACCUACUUCAGCCUUUACUUUUCUCGAGGAGUGGCUUUAUAGUGUCUCUUUCCAGAGCAUCCUGUGAGAGAUGCCUCAUGACGCGCAGAGAUGCAGCGGAAUCGAUUCACUCCUUUGAACGCAAAUGACUGAAUUAAUUCAUCUGAACCUAGUUCAGAAAGGUUUCUGAGAUUCAAAUUUUGCCAUUUCGUUUUUAUUGACUAACUUUUUCUAGAUAAACCUAAAAAUAAACAAAAAAAUUAACAAAAAAUAAAAUGAAUGUCUUUUGAAUUCGUGCUGUUUAUGCUGUUACAGUUCAUAAACUUUGCUUCAUCAGACUUUGCAGCAGUUUAUUGGUGACUGACGCGUUCAGACUGAUUUAUAGACUCCUCCUUAUUAAACGCUGGUUUUGGACGCACGAGAGCAACGCGCUUAUUGCUGUCUGGAAACCGGGACUACGGCGCAACAUGUAUCCAGCGCGGCGCUGGCGAACGCGUGCUGCGGGCUCACAGACGUGUCGGAGCAUCAUGUCAAGACGCGCGUUAACUCUGAAGUGGGGCGCCGGAUGGAUUCUGAUGUUUUCAUUCAUUAAUAACACUUGGGCGCAAGAUGAUGUCCCACCUUACUUCAAGAUGGAGCCGGUGGCAACCCAGAUCCACCUGGAAGGAAACCGGGUGGUUCUCACUUGCAUGGCUGAGGGCAGCUGGCCCCUGGAGUUCAAAUGGCUUUACAAUGGGACCGAGCUGACACGUUUCUCCCUGGAGUACAGGUAUGUCAUUUCCUCACUGGAUCGCUCCCAUGCCGGCUUCUACAGAUGCAUCGUCAGGAACAGGGUGGGAGCUCUGAUGCAGAGGAGUUCGCAAGUCCAAGUCGCCUACAUGGAAGGCUUUGUGGAGGGUGAACGGUCUCAGGUGGUGUCCCAAGGGGAGGCGGCAUUGAUCUCCCCGCCACAAAUCCACAGCUUCCCUCGGCCUGGGAUCACAUGGUUUAGAGACGGACGCAAGAUCCCCCCCAGCAGCCGCAUAGCCAUUACUCUGGACAACACCCUUGUCAUCCUCUCUGCCGUAGCCCCAGAUGCAGGUCGGUACUACGCCCAGGCCGUCAACGACAAGAAUGGAGAGAAUAAGACCAGCCAGCCCGUCAUCCUGAAUGUAGAAAACAUUGGCGGCCCAGCAGACCCCAUCGCUCCAUCUAUUAUAAUCCCACCGAAGAACACCAGUGUGAUGGUGGGCACGUUUGAAGUCACUCUGGAGUGUGUGGCCAAUGCAAGGCCUCUCAUUAAGCUCAGCAUUACAUGGCGGAAAAAUGGAGUGCUGGUAAACCGAGGCCUCCGGGACUUUGGCCGCCGUCUGACCAUCAGUGGUCCGUUGGUCAGUGACAGUGGAUACUAUGAAUGUGAAGCCUCCCUCCGGAGCAGUAGCGCCCCCUCUGUCAGCGCCAGAGCAUAUCUGCACGUGCUGGAACAUCCUCAGUUCGUGAAGGAGCCCGACAGACAUAUUACUGCUGAGAUGGAGAAGGUGGUAGACAUCCCAUGCCAAGCUCGCGGUGUUCCUCAGCCAGAUAUAGUGUGGUAUAAGGAUGCUGUACCCAUAAGCCCCGUGAAGACACCUCGUUACAGAGUCCUAGUGGGCGGCAGUCUGCAGAUAAAUGGACUGCUCCCGGACGACACCGGAAUGUUCCAGUGUUUCGCUCGCAACUUAGCGGGAGAGAUCCAGACGAACACGUACCUUGCUGUCACCAGUAUCGCCCCAAACAUCACGGCCGGCCCCUCUGACAGCGCCGUGAUUGAUGGCAUGUCUAUCAUUUUACACUGUGAGACCUCAGGGGCCCCGCGGCCCGCAAUCACAUGGCAGAAAGCUGAACGGGUUCUGGCAAGCGGCUCCGUGCAGUUGCCGCGUUUCACUUUGCUGGAGUCUGGCAGUCUUCUGAUCAGCCCUUCUCACCUGUCUGACGCUGGAUCCUACACCUGCAUGGCCAGUAACUCCCGUGGGAUUGAUGAAGCCUCGGCCGAUCUGGUGGUGUGGGCUCGAACGCGAAUCACUAAUCCACCUCAGGACCAGAGUGUGAUCAAGGGCACCAAAGCAGCCAUGACCUGCGGGGUGACCCAUGACCCCAGCGUUACAGUCAGGCACAUCUGGGAAAAAGGAGGAAUGGCUAUUGACGUGAAGUCGAGUCCCCGCUUGCGUCUUGACUCCAACGGCACCCUGCACAUAUCUCAGACCUGGUCGGGGGACAUUGGGACCUACACCUGUAAGGUCACAUCUGUGGGAGGCAACGAUUCUCGCAGCGCUCACCUAAGAGUCAGGCAGUUGCCUCAUGCGCCAGAGAACCUCAUCGCCACCCUCAGCAGCUCUGAGAGAAGAACCAUCAACCUGACCUGGGCCCAGGCCUUUGAUGGGAACAGCCCGCUCAUCCGUUACAUCCUGGAGGUGUCAGAGAACAACGCACCUUGGACUGUGCUCUUGGCCAACAUCGAUCCAGAAGCCGCCAGUGUGAUCGUGGGGGGCCUCAUCCCGGCACGUUCUUAUCAGUUCCGCCUGUGUGCCGUCAACGAUGUGGGGAAGGGCCAGUUCAGCAGAGAGACGGCACGAGUACCAUUACCCGAGGAGCCCCCCAGCGCCCCUCCUCAGACAGUGAUAGCCAGUGGCCGAACCAACCAGUCCAUCAUGAUCCAAUGGCAGCCGCCCCCUGAGAGCCACCAGAACGGGCCGCUUCAAGGCUACAUCAUCAGGUACUGUCUGUCUGGAUUACCGGUGGACUGUCAGAUGAAGAACAUCACCAACCCAGACCAAACAAAUCUUCUGCUGGAGGACCUCAUCAUUUGGACCAACUACGAGAUUGAGGUUGCUGCUUAUAACGGGGCAGGCCAGGGCGUCUACAGCCCCAAAGUCACAGAAUGGACCCUACAAGGCGUGCCCACGGUCCCACCUGGGAAUGUCCAGGCGGAGGCUGUCAACUCCACCACAGUCCGUUUCACAUGGAGCGCCCCGAGUCCACAGUUCAUCAAUGGCAUCAACCAGGGAUACAAGCUGUUGGCAUGGGAACCAGGCCACGAGGAAGAUGUUACCUUGGUUACUGUGAGACCUAAUUUUCAAGACAGCGUUCAUGUAGGUUACAUUACCGGACUGAAAAAGUUCACCGAGUACUUCACCUGCGUGCUGUGCUUCACUACGCCAGGAGAUGGUCCUCGCAGCACUCCGCAGCGCAUACGCACCCACGAAGACACCCCUGGACCUGUAGGUCACCUGAGCUUCACAGAAAUCCUGGACACAUCUCUCAAAGUGAGCUGGAAGGAUCCGCCUGAGAAGAACGGCAUCCUCACAGGGUAUCGCAUUUCCUGGGAGGAAUUCAACAGGACAAACACGCGAGUCACGCAUUACCUGCCUAACAUGACACAGGAGUACCGGGUCACCGGUUUGACUGCACUCACUACCUACACCAUUCAGGUGGCCGGUAUGACCUCCAAAGGUCAAGGUCAGCUGUCAUCCUCCACCAUUUCCUCUGGUGUGCCACCAGAGAUGCCUGGACCUCCUACCAACAUCGCCAUCUCCAACAUCAGCCCUCGUUCAGUUACCCUGCAGUUCAAACCGGGCUAUGAUGGCAAAACAUCCAUCUCACGCUGGCUGGUAGAGGCUCAGAUCGGUGUUAUUGGAGAAAAUGAGGAGUGGGUCAUGGUCCAUCAGCUGGCCAAUGAGCCUGAUGCACGAUCCCUUGAGGUCCAGGGCCUGAACCCCUACACGUACUACAGGUUUCGAAUGAGGCAGGUGAAUAUAGUAGGCACAAGCCCACCCAGCCAACCAUCCAGGAAGAUCCAGACCCUGCAGGCUCCUCCUGACAUCGCCCCAGCCAACAUCACUCUCCGCACUGCCAGCGAGACCAGCCUGUGGCUCAGAUGGGUGCCGCUGCCAGAGUGGGAAUACAAUGGCAAUCCAGAGCUGGUGGGCUACAGGGUGCAGUACUCACGCCUGGGCUCAAAGGUUGGGGUCCUGUCCCACAUCAUUCCUGACAGGCAAGAAAGAGAGUUUACCAUUGAGGACCUGGAGGAGUGGACAGAAUAUGACGUCAAAGUGCAGGCGUUUAAUGGCAUCGGGCCAGGACCGUGGAGCCAGCCAGUUCACGGGAGAACCAGAGAGUCAGUCCCCUCCAGUGGCCCUGCAAAUGUUUCAGCUUUUGCUACCACCUCCAGCAGCAUCCUGGUCCGCUGGGGUGACGUGCCAGAAACUGACCGCAAUGGAUUAAUUCUGGGCUAUAAGGUGGUGUACAAGGAGAAGGAUGCAGAGUCAGCUCUGCAUUUCUGGAUGGUGGAGGGAAAUACCACUUACAGUGUCCAGCUCACUGGUCUUGGGAAGUAUGUGCUUUAUGAGAUCCAGGUUCUAGCCUUUACCCGUAUAGGAGAUGGCAUGCCGAGUUCUCCGCCCAUCUUUGAGCGCACACUUGAUGAUGUACCUGGGCCUCCGGUCGGGAUACUUUUCCCUGAAGUAAGGACUUCCUCAGUGAGACUGAUCUGGCAGCCCCCUUCCCUGCCAAAUGGCAUCAUCCUUGCCUAUCAGAUUGCUUACCGGAGAAACUCCUCCAGUAUUACUUCCGCCAUCGUCGAUGUGCUCAACCCAAGUGCGCGACAGUAUACAGCAACUGGACUGAAACCAGAGAGUGUUUAUGUGUUCCGCCUCACAGCCCAGACCCGAAAGGGCUGGGGAGAAGCAGCUGAAGCGCUGGUGGUAACUACAGAAAAGAGAGCACGCCCACAGCCCACAAGUCGUCCUGUUGUGCCUCAGGAGGAGGUCCAGGCCCGCAGUAUCCUGUUGUCAUGGGAACCAGGCAGCGACGGUCUGUCGCCCAUUCGAUACUACACCGUCCAGUACAGAGAGCUACCCGACAGCAACUGGACUGUCCACUCGGCAUCAGUCAACCAUGAGGCCACCUCUUACAUCAUAAACAGGCUCAAACCUUUCACUUCCUACCAGUUCAGAGUGAAAGCUACUAAUGAUAUUGGAGACAGCGAGUACAGCGAGGAAAGCGAGGCAAUCACCACUCUACAGGACGCUCCCGACAAAGCUCCAACAAUCCUCUCUGUGACGCCACACACCACCACAUCUGUGCUAGUCCGCUGGAAGCCACCCCCCGAGGAGGAGAUCAAUGGCAUUUUGCUUGGUUUUCGAGUACGCUACAGAGAACUGCGUUAUGACCGCCUACGCAGCUUCACAGUGCGCACAGUGAACAGCCCAUCAGCCAACUGGGCUGAGCUCACAGCCCCCUACAGUGUGAGGAACCUGACCGAAUCCUCACUUACCCAAUACGAGCUGGACAAUCUGAAUAAACACAAGCGCUACGAGAUCAGACUAAGUGUGUAUAAUGCGGUAGGGGAGGGGCCCACCAGCUCGCCACAGGAAGUGUUUGUGGGAGAGGCGGUGCCCACCGCUCCACCUCAGAAUGUCGCUAUCCAGUCUUCAACAGCGACUCAGCUUGAUGUCACAUGGGACCCUCCUCCAGUGGAGGCACAAAAUGGAGAUAUUCAAGGCUAUAAGAUUUAUUAUUGGGAGUUUCAGCUGCAGAAUGAGACCGAGCGGCUCCGCACUCUCUUCCUGCCGGAGCUGAGCGUGAAGCUGAAGAACUUGACCGGCUACACCACUUACAUGAUCAGCGUGGCUGCCUUCAACGCGGCAGGGGACGGCCCGCGCUCACUGCCCACCAGAGGGCGCACUCAGCAAGCAGCUCCAAGCGCUCCCAGUUUUAUCCACUUUAGUGAACUCACCACUACCUCGGUCAACAUGUCCUGGGGUGAGCCCAAGCAGCCGAAUGGCAUCGUGGAGGGAUACCGCGUGGUCUACGAGCCCUGCACGCCUGUGGAUGACUCCUCUCCUCACACUUCAGGUGUCAGUAAGAUUGUCACAGUGGAUGUGAAGGGCAGCGCCCCCUUGUGGAUGAAAAUCAAGGAUCUGGCAGACGGAGUGACAUACAACUUCCGCAUCCGUGCUAAAACCCUUACCUAUGGACCAGAGGUCGAGGCCAACAUCACCACUGGCCCCGGAGAAGGUGCUCCAGGGCCACCGGGUGAGCCGUUUAUCUCUCGUUAUGGCUCAGCACUCACUCUCCACUGGUCCAGCGGUGACCCCGGCCGCGCUCCCAUCACACGCUAUGUAAUAGAGGCACGACCAUCUGAUGAAGGACUGUGGGAUAUUCUAAUCAAAGACAUCCCUAAAGAGGUGACAUCGUACACUCUUAACCUGGAUACCCUCAGAGAAGGAGUCACCUAUGACUUCCGUGUCAUUGCGGUGAAUGAUUAUGGCUACGGUUCUCCGAGUGCCCCUUCUCCUUCAAUAUCAGCCCAAAAGAUCUCCCCUUUUUAUGAGGAAUGGUGGUUUCUGGUGGUUAUUGCUCUCGUGGGCCUAAUUUUCAUCCUUCUGCUCAUCUUCAUCCUCAUCAUACGAGGUCAGAGCAAAAAAUACACCAAGAAAACAGACUCAGGUGCCCACUCAAACUGCACAUCUCUGCCCCUAUCCCAUGGAGAGAUGGUACGGUUGGAUGAAGGACGCUUCCCUGCCCUGGAGCUCAACAACCGUCGACUCUCUGUCAAAAAUUCCUUCUGCCGUAAGAAUGGAAUCUACACCCGAUCUCCACCACGACCCAGUCCCGGCAGCCUGCACUACUCUGAUGAAGAUGUCAGCAUCAAGUACAAUGACUUGGUCCCAGCUGAGAGUAGCAGCCUGACCGAGAAGCCUUCAGAAGUGUCUGACUCACAGGGCAGUGACAGCGAGUACGAGUUGGAUCCAAACCGGCAGAAGACCCACUCUUUCGUCAACCACUACAUCAGUGACCCCACCUACUAUAAUUCCUGGCGCCGGCAACAGAAGGGCGUCUCUCGGCCUCCGGCGUAUGGCUACGCCCAACCCGACACGGUGGCGGAACAGGAGUCCCGCCCCCACCCGCCUCCGCUGCCACCGUUACCUCCUCUGCUACCCCACAGCAAUCCCUCCCCGCAGCCCCAGGGCCAGGGCACCUUGUUCAGGCCCAAGGGGAGCCGGACUCCCACCCCGUCACUGCUGUCCUCUGACAACCACAGCCAGCACACCCUGUACAGGCCCCCUAGCAGCCUGGGCACCUCCGCCCAGGUCCCGGCCACAGGAUUCUCCUCAUUUGUUUGAUACAAGACUCUCAUUCCAAUGACAACACACCUGGGAGGGACUCCUGCAGUAUUAUUGGUCUGUUCUGUAUUUUUUUCUCCCUUGCUGCACCUUGUCGGACAUCAAGAGCUGCUUUUGGAUUUUAUUGGCCGGGUGUGCAGGUGUUUUGUGGGUUUAUAUGUGCGUGCAAGAGCAUUGAAACACAGACAAUCAUUCUGAAGGGAAUCGGUUUGUUGAUUGUAUAUUUUAAAAUAUAUUCACUUCAUCCUUCACUAAAAAAAAAAAAGAAAUGUCCGAAAAAGAAAAAAAAAAAAAAAUAUAUAUAUAUAUAUAUAUAUAUAUAUAUAUAUAUAAAAACUGACUGCAUAUACAGUGGAUUCCAAAAUUCUGAGACCAUCUGGAGUUUUCUUUUUGUAAUUUUUUUAAGUUUCAUUUAAGUUUUAGUAUUUUGAAAUAUUUAAGGCAAAGAAAAGACAACGCUAGUAAACUCAGACUGUUGGACCCUUGUAAAUGUUUUAAAGUGAUGAGAACAAACUGCAUUUCACAAAACACAGCAGAUUUUGUGAUAUCGCUCUGAUGUCAUUGACACAGAAAUCAAUGACAAUUUUUCUGAAAGAAAAACAGUGUGAGCUUGUAGCAAUGUCAGUCUCUUGAAAAUGAAGCAAAAGAGAAAACAUUAUGCUUAGACAACAAACUUUGAGAAGGGAAAAGUGAGGAAUUUCUGUAUGAUUCAUAUGGUACAAUUUUUAUUUAUUUAUUUUUUGCUCUUACUUCCAACCAAGGAGAUGUUGUAAAGGAAGAGGCGCUACCAUCGUAUCAUGAUUUUCAUCCAAUUGUGAUACAUUUUGGAUGGAAAUGUGGUUCAUUAGAUUAAUAAUUCACUUUAUUCUGCAUUAUUUAUUGUUAGUAUUGUAAGUUUUUGUAUAGUUUGUUGAGGAUCACAUCCAUAAUUUGGCACUACCCCAUCUAACAGGGAACUUUCCCAGAACUUUGUCUAAUGUUCUGGCAAGGUUUUCUCAAAGUUAUGAAAAAAACUUUCUUCCAGUAACAUUAGUGGAAUGUUUGUUUAAAGUUAUCUGGUCUUUAAUAAUGUUCUCAAAACAUUAGCAUGAAAACAUUAUUUAUACAUCAUUCAUGGAAUGUUCCCGACGGUUUAGUCGGAUGUUGGUCUAACAUUUUUUAAAUGUUACUACUUGUUUCAGAAUAUUCAGCGAACAUUCAAAAGUAACGUUUCCAUAAUGUUUCAAAAUUAUAACAUGGAAUGUUUCCUUAACAUUCGCAUAAUCAAGAAAAAACUUUUUUAAAACGUUUAAAAAACAUUCCGAAGUAGCAUUUUUUUAACUUAAUGUGAACAUUAACAAUUUUGAGAAUAUUUUUUUAUUCAAGCCCAUGGUUGAAUAAGGAAGGGUCACUUUAUGACACCAUAUUUGGAUAUAAUCAAAUAAUGCAAAAUAUAUUAAUGUAUUAAUCAUGCAUUUGCAUUACACAAAUUAUAACAACUGUGAAUUUGUCAGCCUUUGUGGGAGUUUUUUUUCUUCUGCUUCUUAGGUGCCGUUUAAACGACAUUGUUUUCAACUAAAAAUGGAAAAAAAGUUUUUAUUUUUUUUAUUUUGACAUGACAACAGUGUUUUGGGGGCCUGAAAACACAAACUUGAAAAGGGGUUUAAAGUAAAAUUUUUUGAAAACGAUACCAUUAUUGAGUCCAUGCAAACUACAAAAUUGCAAAUUCCGUCAAACGCAUGCGUAUUACGUGUUCAAUCUAUAGAUGCGUAGAGUUUCUUUACAAAGUGACAUCGCCAUCUACUGGCCUGGCAUGAAUAACGCAGCAUUUUUAGUCAGUUUCGCUGAUUCGUGUGAAUGGGGAUCAUUUUGACAAUGCUGUCAUCUGUAUGCGAAAAAUGCAAAAGAAAAAAACAUUCAGUUUCUAGUACAUCGUUGUCGUGUAAAAAUACCCUUUAGACCAACUGAACUUUAACACUAAGGAGCAGAAACUAAAUUUUAUAAUUAAAUAAUAUUUCUAAAGGAUUCGAUACAAGACCAGUUGCGUUUAUGUUAGCAAAGAAUGCCACACCUAUAAUGAGGGUAUAAUAAUGUUUUUGGAAAAAGAAAAGAAAAUAAUCUUAACAUUAAUACUCAUGCGGUCAAGAGCGACCGCUCGAAAUGUCUGUGCACAUGCAAAUCCGUAUGCGGCAGUGUAAAGAUACCACGUGGAUCAACAUCUUCCAUAGGUGGUGCACAUUAAACACUCAUCAUUAGCAAAUGAGCUUCAUGGACUGACGUCACACUGUGUCAGUUGAGUCACAAACGUCAUCGAGUCAGUCUCACGUUCGGGGUCUGUUGCUCAGAGGCUGUCUGCUCUUUCAAAUGACAUUGUAUGUAUUUCUCUGAAUAUAUUGUAGAAUGUGUUUUUACGGUUCACGGUUUGACAUAGUGUACACAUACAGUAUGCUUACGUGUAUGUCAGCUGAUAUGCUUUAUUUAUAAUCGAUUGGUUUUAUACUCUAACUUAAGAACAACAGCAGUCUUAUGUGGAAACUAUUUUAAAGGACUUGAAAAUUACGACGAUCAUGAUUCACAUUAUCUCCUGUCUUGUUCUCUGUGAGGUGACUAUCACUGUACAAAACUUGAUGAAUUAUAUUGGACCAAGGCAUGGUUCAUAUCUAAAAUAAAUUGCUCUAUUUUUCA